AUGCCUUCCUUCUCCGAUUCCGGCCCUCUGUACUUGGGCUUCGAUCUCUCGACGCAGCAGCUCAAGGCCGUUGUCGUCGACUCCAACCUCCAGACCGUCGGCCAGGCCAAGGUCGACUUCGACGGCGACUUCGCCCCCAAAUAUGGCGUCAAGAAGGGCGUCCACGUCCGCGAGUCCACCGGCGAGGUCUACGCCCCCGUCGCCAUGUGGAUGGACUCGCUCGACCUCGUCCUCUCCCGCCUCGCCUCCGCCAUGCCCGUGCCCAUGGAGCGCAUCCGCGCCGUCAGCGGCUCCGGCCAGCAGCACGGCAGCGUCUUCUGGAACAGCGACGCCGAAUCCCUCCUCGAAAGCCUCGAUUCCUCCAGAUCCCUCUCUGAGCAGCUGGCCGCCUCGCUCGCCAAUGAGUGGUCCCCCAACUGGCAGGACCAGAGCACCGAGGAGGAGGCGCAGGCUUUUGAUGCCGAGCUGGGGGAUCGCGAGCAGCUGGCUCAGGUGACAGGUAGUGGUGCGCACCACCGCUUCACAGGUCUUCAGAUUAUGCGAUUACGCCGCACCAAGCCAGACGUGUAUGCCAAGUCCACCCGCAUCUCUCUCGUCUCGUCAUGGCUUGCGUCGGUCCUCAUUGGCAAGAUUGCUCCUCUCGACGUCGCCGACGUCUGCGGUAUGAACCUCUGGGACAUCCCCAACCAGCGUUACAGCGAUGAGCUGCUCCGACUCGCCGGCGGCGGCAAGGCGGGCGCCAUUGACCUGCGCAAGAAGCUGGGCGAGGUCGAGAUGGACGGUGGUGCCUCCCUCGGCCGCGUCUCCAGCUACUUCGUCCAGAAGUACGGCUUCAGCCCGGACUGCGAGGUCUCCCCCUUCACCGGCGACAACCCGGCCACCAUCCUCGCCCUGCCCCUCCGGCCCCUCGACGCCAUCGUCUCCCUCGGCACCUCGACCACCUUCCUCAUGAACACGCCGGCCUACAAGCCUGACGGCGCCUACCACUUCUUCAACCACCCCACCACGGCCGGCCACUACAUGUUCAUGCUCUGCUACAAGAACGGCGGCCUCGCCCGCGAGAAGAUCCGCGACGCCCUCCCCAAGCCCGAGGUCGGCCCCACCGGCUGGGAGAACUUCAACGACGCCGUCACCGACCGCUCCCCCCUCGACAUCCACGCCGACCGCGCCAAGAUAGGCCUCUACUUCCCCCUCCGCGAGACCGUCCCCAACAUCCGCCCUGGCACCUGGCGCUUCACCUGUUCCGCCGCUAACGGCACCGACCUCCGCGAGGAGGCCGAGCCCUGGUCCCCCGAGACCGACGCCCGCGCCAUCGUCGAGUCUCAGGCCCUCUCCAUGCGCCUCCGCUCCCAGAACCUCGUCCUCCCUCCCCAGGACGGCCGCAACCUCCCCGCGCAGCCCCGCCGCAUCUACCUCGUCGGCGGCGGUUCGCUCAACCCGGCCAUCGCCCGCGUCAUCGGUGAGGUCCUUGGCGGCGUCGACGGCGUGUACAAGCUCGACGUGGGCGGCAACGCCUGCGCCAUCGGCGGCGCGUACAAGGCGCUGUGGGCGACCGAGCGGGCCGACGGCGAGACGUUUGACGAGCUCAUCGGCAAGCGGUGGAAGGAGGAGGGCGCCAUCGAGAGGGUAGACAAGGGGUACCGCGAGGGUGUGUACGAGGGGUACGGCAACGUCCUCGGUGCGUUUGAGGAGAUGGAGCGCAGGCUGCUCGCUGAGGAGAAGAAGCCCGAGGAGCAGAAGAAGUCCGAGGAGGAAGCGAAGAGUCGGGUUGGCCAUCAUGCCAGGCGGUACUCGAACCGCAGGAACGGGGAGGACAUGUGA
Molecule: messenger RNA, 1821 nt
Organism: Clonostachys rhizophaga
Lineage: Eukaryota; Fungi; Ascomycota; Sordariomycetes; Hypocreales; Bionectriaceae
Source: the annotation of a GenBank genome assembly